Molecule: messenger RNA, 2983 nt
Organism: Ictalurus punctatus (channel catfish)
Lineage: Eukaryota; Metazoa; Chordata; Actinopteri; Siluriformes; Ictaluridae
Gene: tmem209
Product: transmembrane protein 209
Exons: 15
Coding region: 263-1933 (556 amino acids)
Cellular component (GO): membrane
Source: RefSeq, a predicted model, not a curated record
CAAGGGAGAGCUAUUUGGGAUUCAGCCAGGCUCUCAUGCUGCAUACUUUGGCGCCUGGAUGAUGUAGGCUGAGUUUAUAAGGUUUAAAGUAUACUUUUCUUUAGGGCUUAUUUUCUACCGUGUAUGAGUCGCCUCUAAAACAGUACAGGUUUGUGUUUUUAUGUUUAUUUUAAAGUAGAGUUAAAGCGCUGCAGUAAGCACAGGGUAGUUAGCUGUUGCUGUGGUCCAUGCUAAGGAAGACAGCACAAACCCAAAGCUGGCAAUGACACCACAAAGAGAUGGCACGACCUCUCUUAUUGACAAGACCAUGAAGAUGAGGAGAGAGGAACAGGAGCGCCAAGUUCUCCUGGCCUGGGCAGUUCUCAACAUCUCUCUGGCUGGAAUGAUUUACACAGAAAUGUCAGGAAAGCUGCUGAGUAGAUACUAUAACAUAACUUACUGGCCCAUCUGGUACAUUGAACUAGCCCUGGCCUCUCUGUUCAGCCUGAAUGCCGUCUUUGAUUUUUGGAAGUACUUUAAGUACACCAUGGCACCUUCAACCGUGGCUCUCUCUCCCGAGCAACAUCGUCUCCUCGGCCUUGACAACUCUGGAAUUCAGGCUUCCCCGCCCCAAAAGCCGGAGAAGAAAGAGACUCCGGUGGCUUCCCAGUCAUCUCCACUGCAGGGACAGAAUGUGCUCAGUUUCAGCCCUGCGCGACCCCCCAGCACGAGUCCAAAGUUUUCCCCCAGCUGUGUGUCUGGGUACAGCCCACCUCUGAGCAACCCUUCUUCACCGGGCAGCGGCAGACCCUUUUCCCCUUCUGUGGCAUAUGGCAAGGUACUGAACUACAGUCCAUCUAGCAGCUCCUCUCCUUACCCGAGCAGCCUAGGUCCAGCAGAAGGCACAAGUCUACGAACACGCUACCGCACAUCCCCUUCUGUUUUUAGCUCUCCCGGAGGGAAGGAAGACUACAUGGAUGACCUUAAAUCUUUGGAGAAAUUCCUUCGUUCAGAGGAAGAGAAGAGCCACCGCAGCCAUCUGGGGAGUCCAGAGUCGACAUCUCCAUCACACAGUCCAACCUUCUGGAAUUAUAACCGUUCUGUGGGUGAUUAUGCUCAGAGUCUGAGGAAGUUUCAGUACCAGCCCGCCUGCCGCUCACAAGCUCCCUCUGCCCAUAAAGAUGAAACUGAACUGGGAUCCAAACAAGCCGCUGAGGAGGUCUGGGCACGGAUCACAACCAGUCGUGUGGUUUCUGACAGCAUUGACAGCUGGACUGCCAAACUAAGAAACUGGAUAAACGACACCAUUCUGGUUCAUCUGGUUAAAGAAAUCGAUUCUAUCAACGGCCAACUCAGGAGAAUGGGCUGCCCAGAGUUACAGAUAGGAGAGGCCAGUAUCAGCAAUCUGAAACAAGCCGCUGUAGUCAAAGCCUCUGCCAUUCCCACCCUCAACACUAUAGUGCAGUACCUGGACACCACAUCCAACCAGGAGUAUCUAGUAGAGCGAAUCAAGGAGCUGGCCCACAGCGGCUGCAUGAGCUCCUUUCGCUGGAAUGGUGGAGGGAACCUGAAGAACCGGAAAUGGGAUACAGACCUCCCAACUGACUCUGCUAUCCUCAUGGAUAUUCUGUGCACAUACCUGGACUCCAGACUUCCUCCUCACCCAAAGUAUCCAGAUGGCAAAACCUUCACAUCUCAGCAUUUCAUCCAGACUCCAAACAAACCAGAUCUUUCCAACGAGAAUCUCUUCUGCAUUCACCAAAGCAGCAUCAACCCACCUCAUUAUCAGCUUGUGUAUCAGGGCCAUAUCUACAGCCUGCCUAAGGGCAGGAACAAUUUGUUCCACACAAUCCUCAUGUUUCUUUACAUUAUCAAAACCAAGGAGUCUGGGAUGCUGGGAAGAGUCAACCUGGGGCUCUCGGGUGUCAACAUUCUUUGGAUAUUUGGGGACUAAUGCUGUUACAACUGAGUAAAUACAACACUCUGAAACACUCACACAAUGAGUGGUAUAUUGUGCAUGGCUGUAUGUGGUUCUAAUUUAAUAUUAGCUGGUUUUCCUGUGCUUUGGGGAAACAGCUGCAUAGUUCUUUUGGUUCCUAAAGCAGUUGCAGCCCAGCAUCAGACACGGAUCUUUAAGUGUUUUCAGAUUUGACACACAAGUGUGUCAACAGAGAAACUAGUUGUAUUUGACGUUGUAAAUAAUCUACAUGUGAUACAGGUUUGUUUGAUACAAAUCUGUAGAAUUUUUCAGGAUUGAAUGUGUGAAAUUUGUGUAUUUUUAUAUCUGUGUGUUAGUGAAUUGUUCGUAGGCAUAAACAGGUAUUAUUUCUGAUGUAUUACCUCACCCCAUUCUGUACACGCUGUCAUGCUCAUUCUUAAAAAUGUACGAACUAGUUAGAUAACAGGACCAGAUGAAAUGUUGUGUAAGAUGCUCACAUUCUCUCUGGUUAGGAGUUUGUUACUGAAGAUUUUUCUACACACAAGAGUUAUGAUUGAUUAGCAGUCAAGGUCUGCUGUGAGAAAACGUUUCACUAACAAACUCCCACAUGAGGUUAUGGUUAUGUGCCUCGCUCUUUCUACAGUUCGUCAUCACACUCACACCAGAAAAGAAGAUUUACUCCCCAAUGUGAGCCAAUUAAGAUUUGAUCAUUCAACAGAGAUUACCAGAAACUGUCAUUUCCCCAACAGGAAAGGUUUAAUUAUCAAAAUCAGACUCUAGAUCAGGUGUUUUUUUUUUUUUUUUUUUAAAUGAUUCAUAAAGGUAAAUUACUCUUUUCCAUGACUUGACAUACUAACAUACUACACAGGUCAUGUUAUUAAGUAUUUUCAUUAUUUGUUGUCUCUUCUGCAUCUUUUUUUUUACUACUUGAUGCCGGGGUAAACGCUCACAAGGCUGCCAACCAUCUUACAUAUCACCUGCCAAAAAGACUUCUUCGAUUUGGUUCUUUGGAGCGUGUUUUGGUUGUUGUUUUGAUAUUCAAUAAACGAAAUGGUCAUUUUUAGA